Messenger RNA from Nylanderia fulva, 3940 nucleotides. RefSeq lists its product as uncharacterized. The record is from RefSeq and is a predicted model, not a curated record. Lineage: Eukaryota; Metazoa; Arthropoda; Insecta; Hymenoptera; Formicidae. Gene Ontology annotation, cellular component: nucleus; protein phosphatase 4 complex; cytoplasm. Gene Ontology annotation, molecular function: protein phosphatase regulator activity.
CACCACUGCCAUUCUCCCUCCUUGCCAUAGUUCUCAUUGUUGCUGUUUUGUGGCCGGUGUGUUUGCUAGUUUAUAUUUUUGGUUGUUUCUCUCGCGUAGAGCCAUUUCUCUCGGAAAUAGUUCGUAUUUUACGCGACGAUAUUCAUCAACCGACAAUCGAGAUAAUUGACGGAAAACGCGGGAGAUACGUCGGAGGUGGUUGUCGGCGGCGGCGGGGAAGAUGGAAAAUUUGGAGGAGGUGUUGCAGGCGCUCGAUGAGUUCGCGAAGAUGCGCCCCACGGUGAUCCCGCAGGAAUUGGAGGAUUAUCUCUGCUGGGUCGCGAAGACCGGCGACCCGGUCUACCAGUGGCCGCUGAUCAAGACCCUCUUCCGGGAGAAGCUCACCCGGGUGAUGACGGACUUCUACGAAAACUGUCCCAAUUUGGAGUUCGCGACCUGCCCGAACGUCGAGCACUUCAACUACGACGCGAUGAAGAGCACCCUCCUCGAGAGACUCGAGUCCUUCGCGAACGCCCCGUUCACCGUUCAGCGGAUAUGCGAGCUUUUGACAGCUCCGCGUAAGGAGUACAACCGCGUGGACAAGUUCAUGCGCGCCAUCGAGAAGAACAUCCUGGUGGUGUCGACGCGCGAGCCAGGACCCAUAGCUAGACGCGGCGAGACCGGUGACGGGAUGGUGAACGGUUCCGUCGAGGACGACACGGCCUCGGUCACCCAGCAGCAACCACCGCCACCACCUCCGUCCCCUUCGCCAGCCCUGUCGCCGUCACAGUUGCCGUCGUCACCGCCACCGUCGUCGCAGAUCCAACCCCAGACUCAAUCUGCGCAACCGACUUCCCAGGACGUCGAGAUGGAGUACUGGGAGAAGGAUUGCACCUCCACCGUCACCAUCAGUGUGCACACUGUCGCUGAGAAUGAAGCUUCUCUUCUGAACCCUGAUAUCGUAGCACCUACUUCUGAGUCUCCAUUGACCAAGAGCAUAUUUAGUACGGAUGAGGCUGCUACUCGAGAGAAAGUCGAACGAGAGACCUCUCCUAGGACAGAAGUAUCAGAAUCCAAUUAUAUUUCUGCCACUUCCGCAGAGUUCUCUUCUAUAUCGAAUUUAACUUCGCAGUCGCACGAACCGAUAUCGCCAGACGCGUCUGAAGUUCCCAUCGUACAGAGUCUACCAGCUGUUGGGACGAUAAUCAACGACAAGGUCACCGGUGACUCAUCUGUCGGUGCUACUGAUAUUGCGGAGGUGAUGAUGAACGAGGACACUAACUCUCAACCUAAUCUAGAUAUGGAGAGCGAGGAUGUUGAAGCAGCGACAACGGCGAGUUCCACGACGACGACGACGACAACGGUAACGACGACAGCGGGGACAACGGUAGCGCCGUCGACGACGUCGGCGGCGACGUCGACGUCAUCAGCGGCGACAACGACGGUGACUGUGGUGGCUACGGUGAUACCAUUGACGACGGAUACUACGCGGAAUCUACAGGCCGCCUUCCAAGCAAAACGCUUUGAAUCCGAUAGCGAGAACAAGUGUCUGGAUAGUAAAUCCGAUGAGAAAGCACCAAUUUCAUCGACGGUGAUCAGCGUGGAAGAAGGAGGAGCCGGGCAUUCCAUGAAGAGCGAGGAAACGACGUUGAACAAAUUGAAUUCCGAAUGUAUGGAUUCGAAUGAAAUGUCUUGUAAUGAAGAUAGAUUAACCGAGAAUUUAUUACAAACUGAUAUUGAUAUGAGACCGGACACUUUGGCAAAUAAUAAUACCGAGAGUGUAAAUGCCGAGGAAAUAGUUUUAAAUAAAUCGGAGGAAGAGAGUACGUCGAUUAUCGAGGAUGUGGACGAGGAAAGUUUGCGUUCCAAGAGCGACGACAACGCGAAAACAGCUAUAUCCGUCGAAUCUGAACUCGAAGAAAUAGAUAGUACAGUUACAUCCUACCCAUGUAUGAGCGCAGUCAUUGUAAGCAACAGUGAAGCGUUGUACAAACCAGAGAAACCUGAGAUACACUCUAAAGAGGUGUCUGUGAUGAUUUCUUCCAAGGAAAGUUUUAUACACGAUGAACCCAUAAGCCAAAAAUUGAGAACAGAAGUAACGGAUAAUGUUAUAGAAGCAGUUCCUAGAGUAGCGUCUCCUAAUAGCAAUGAUAACGAACAAGAAGAAGUACAGGUUCCUGAAUUCGGCAUGGAUAAUAUGAAAGUCAUGGAAAUUUCCAACGACAAGACUGCUCUUGUCGAAUCUAUGGUAUCACUUCCAAUAAAUAUAAUAGACAAACCUAAAGAAGCGACAUCCGUAAUUGAAAAAUUUGUUCCUGCCGAGAUGAAAAGCCCUGAUAAUAAUUGUCAAUCUCUGAAGGAUGAGAAGUUAACGGAAGAAAUUCAAGAUGAUAGUUUAACCAAUGCACAAGAUAAUAAAGGAACAGUGUGUAUUACUACAAAAGAAAACCAGUCUUCUGUAAUAGAAAGUGUAAUUUGUAUAAAGGAACAUGAAUCUACGGAAUUAAUGGACGUCGAUGACGAGGAAGGACUGUCGACGUUUCAACAGGAUGAACCUAUGGAGCAAGAAACAAUGGAGGAAUUGUCAAAGAGUUAAUCCCAACUAAUCUAAUCAAUUGCUGUUUCUCUCUCAUUUGAUAUUCUAUCUACUGUUUGUACAGAUAGAUAUCGAAAUAAGAGCCACACAACACAUAAGUAUCUUUACGCAUGAGCAAGUGCGUGGCAUAUAAAUUUCUACAGCCGUUAAUUAUUAAUUAUAUGUGAAAUUUAAAUUAUGAGUAAAUAUUAAGUAGCCUUCAAUCAAGUUUUUCUUGACAGUUGUAACUUAAAUAUUAUUUUUCGCUCUUCUAUUUAUUUUGGAUUUAUCAUUAGACUGAAUAAGCUCCAGCAUUCACUUAUAAAGAGAUUUAUCGAAAGGAAUUUUCUAACUCUUAAAAGAAAAAGAACACUGCCUACUCCCUAAAAAAGAUUGUAAUACUUGAAAAAAUUGCUUGUGUAUAGAAGCCAGAUUUGGUAAACGUUUCAAUAUGGAUUUAUACAAAUACCGUAAAUGUCUGCUUAGAAUAAGGUUGUGCCUAUAAAUAUUAUGUAUAUUGCACAAGUAUAUCUAAUAAAUAAAUUUUUAAAUAACGUGCGUAAGAGAGACCAGGAUCACAUUCGAGGAACAUUUCGCGAAGAUAAAUGAAACGGCAUCGUUCGUGUAAUCACAGCCUUAUACUAAGUUUCGAUUUCGGAAUAUUUAUCUUGGAAUUUUUGUAAAAUAAUUCCGGAAAAAAUAUAUUCGAGAUUGAUCAAAAAUAUAUUCCUUGCGACCUUUCUAUAUUACGCAACAGCAUUUGAAAAUGUUAAAACAAUGUUGCUUCGAAAAGAUGUGUAUUAAAACUUUGAUUAAGCUAAUUUAAGAUCGAUAUUUCGGAUGUAUCUAUGCCUAUAACUGGAAUCAGUGUAUAAAGUAUAUUUCACGAUUUCAUCAGUGAAUAGGUAUUUUUUUUUAUAAGCGUUUGCUAUAUAUAAAAUGUGAAAGAAAUUAAUAUAAAGCUAAAAUUUUCAACUUUUAGCUUUUUGAUUUUUUGACUUUUCUUUACGACUUGAAAUAUAAUAUCCUGGUUCCAGGUAAAUAUAAAAGUUAUCGACUCUGCGCGAAUCUAAACGAAAAUCUCUUUAGGCAGCCCAUUACAAAUUGAUACAAUUCUUAUUAAAAUCGAUUCACGAAUUAAAAUCCGUUAGGAUUAUUCCGAACCGCUUAUACAAUUACAUAUACUUGCACAAAAUGUUUUCAAGCGGAUUCGAAUUCAUUGCUGAUCUAUGAAAAUGUUAUUAGAAAAAUAUCUGUAGGAAUGGGAUAUUAAUUUAAGAAUUAAUAUAGAUUAAUAAAAAAAACAUAAUACACGAAUGUGGAUAUUUGAAAAGAAUAGCUGUACAUUAUUUUAUAAGAAAAUAUAUAAAAAUAAGAUUGUCAAUA